This is a messenger RNA of Orussus abietinus, 2473 nucleotides long. RefSeq names its product mediator of RNA polymerase II transcription subunit 6 (gene MED6). Gene Ontology annotation, cellular component: core mediator complex; mediator complex. NCBI's taxonomy places the organism in Eukaryota, Metazoa, Arthropoda, Insecta, Hymenoptera, Orussidae. The transcript has 7 exons. The coding region runs from base 1490 to 2179 and encodes 229 amino acids. The record is from RefSeq and is a predicted model, not a curated record. Gene Ontology annotation, molecular function: transcription coactivator activity. Gene Ontology annotation, biological process: regulation of transcription by RNA polymerase II.
CUGACCUUGAAUAUCUAGAUCCACUUGCUAGAACUCAUACUGCCUCGUAUUUGGUUGUAUUAUAGUGGGAGAAUGAGUGAAUAAUGAAGUGGUGAAGUUGGCAGGUAUUUUCAAUUCACAACAUGGGUCGAAGAUGCGUUGUGCCAAAUUGUAAUGCAAAAAGUAACAAGAGCAGCAGCUUAUCGUUUUUUCAGUAAGCAAAGAAACUUUAAUUGAGUUUAAGAUUUCCUAAGGACUUGGAAAUGCAAAAGAAAUGGCUUUCAGCUAUUAAUGUUGAAAACUUUGAAAGUAUUAAAUUCUCUACUGCUUCUUGCAUUUGUUCUCAGCACUUUACCAAGGACUCUUUUGCUCCAAAGCAAUUUGGAAAAGCUAGAGAAUUAAAAAAAGGUGUUGUGCCACAAUUAAAUAUCUUCUCGACAGAGGUCAGAAAUUGCACGUUCAUACAAAUGCCACCAUGUGUGUCAAAAGAAAAAUUACAGAAUACAACGGUGAUGAUGAACCAGCAAAUCUUUAAUCAGCCAAAGCGAGAAGUCUUAGAAGAAACAUCAUCUACCGAUCAAAAUGUCACAUACAUUACAGUAAAUUCUGAAACUGAAACAAGAAUGCGGAAUUUUAUUCAGUCACUUAUGCCAACUAAAAGAAAAUAUUUUGAAGGAGAUUUCAACAUCGUCGAUAUGGAUUACCCAGAAAGAGCACGGUUGUAUUUUCAGGCUGCUAGAAAUAAGAUUUCAAAUCUACAGAAACGACUUCAGGUGUGCAGAAAACGAUGUAAACGUCUAAGUGCAAAAAAUGAUUCAUGUGAAAAUUAUAGAAAUGCUUUGGUGUCCAGUUAUUUAAGAUAGGAUCUUAUUAGUAGAAAACGUAUAUUGGUCAGUAAAAAUCUUAGCUUCCUAAUUGGUUAGGAUUUAGUUGUCACAUUAGGAGUAGCGAGUAAAAAACGGUGCAGGCUGUGAAUAGAAACGGUGAAUGAAAUACAAUUUAUGAAUUUGUAACAUCAAGAAGUCUAAAAAUUAUGUUUUACAUAGAAGAGGGUCAAAACUAAGUUCGAAUAAACAGGAAAUGUGAAGUAGAUAACCUACCAAUCCGGAGGCUGAAAAAUGGGCUGACCAAUAUGGCCGUCCUAUCAUCUCUUUCUGGGCCACGACCUGGUUCCCUGAGUGGUCGGCUCGAGCGGGCCGGCGACCCGACACAUUGCUCAAUCGGAGCUGAUCGGAGCUGAUCGGAGACGGGUCCCGGUCAGAGAUAGUGGUGGAUAGUGGCCCGACUGAUGGACCGGCAGUUACCCCUGGUUACCCCGGAGAAUUUGCUGUGAUAAGACACCGUGAGAGGUUCAGAGAAUGGCGAGAAACAUGCUGUAACGUGCUGUGGCGUGCUGUAACGUGCUGUAACGUGCUGUAACGUGCUGUAACGUGCUGUAACGUGCUGUAACGUGCUGUAACGUGCCGUAACCUUAAAGAAGUAUUACGUUAAACUAUUUUGAAACAGCAAAAUGAUGCCUGGUCGCCCUCCAGUACCAGAGAAUCCUCUGGGAUUAUCCUGGCAUGACAGUGCAUGGAUUCCAAUGCUAAAUCCUAGCAAUAUAAUGGAUUACUUUUCAGAAAGGAGUAAUCCAUUUUAUGACAGAACGUGUAAUAAUGAAAUAGUGAAAAUGCAGCGAUUAAAUCCAGACCAACUAUCGAAUAUGACUGGACUAGAAUAUAUUCUUCUACAUGUACAAGAACCUAUUUUAUAUGUGAUACGAAAACAACAUCGCCAUUCACCCACUCAAGCGACACCAUUAGCAGAUUACUAUAUUAUUGCAGGAGUUGUGUACCAAGCUCCAGAUCUAGCAUCAGUCAUUAAUUCUAGAUUGCUCUCUACGGUUCAUCAUUUACAAUCAGCAUUUGAGGAAUCUAGUUCAUGUUCACGAUAUCAUCCUAGUAAAGGAUAUACAUGGGAUUUGAAAAAUGGGAAGGCAAUGACAGCAAAAAAAGAAACCCCAGUUAGAGAAGAGCCUAGUUCGUUAUUUCAACGACAAAGGGUGGAUAUGCUACUUGCUGAGCUUACCCGUAAAUUCCCUUUGCCUGUCCCUAAACCAGUUCAGCCUUUAACAGAAUCUUCUGUAGAAAUUAAGCAGGAUAUAAAAACUGAAAAGAAAGACAUGAAACCGCCUCCUGAAAAGAAGCCAAGGGUCAGUUAACCUGACUACAAGAAAAGUGAAAUUUAUGAUAUGACAUUUUGCCAUACUGUCUACUGUCAAAGAAUUCAGAGGUUCUGUAGAAACCCAGGGGGCAUUUCUGUAACUCAUAACGACAGAUAUAGUUAUCAUUAGCCAUUCAGGGCUGGAGACUUCUGAAUCGUUUGCUACUGUAAUAAAAGUACUUACUUACUGUCUGUAAAAAAUUUAUAUUUCAAACUCUAUUACAAAAUUAUUUCAUCUACUUAUUACUCUUUACUGCGCUUAUGUUAGCAAUAAAUAGACUUAUAAUAAUUU